GAGUUGAAACGUGCUCUUACAUGGGCGCUAGAGAGAGCAGUCCACAUGUUAUGGACCGUCAUCGGCGAUCUGGCCCGUCCAGUAAUGUAGUUGUCAGUACUAGUACUAGUACUUCUGGCAGUACCAGUUGUCUGUACUUCUGUCCCAGCCUCUUGCACAACUACAACCAUCUGAUAUGGCAGCGACAACAUCGAAUGACCUUAUCUGCUUCACAAAUUGCUUCCUACCACAGGAAGACGGUGGUUUAAUUGAAAAGGACUUGUGGAUUGACGAGCGGCGCGGUGUUAUACUGGAUGCGCAGCGAACCUUUUUCCUACGCAAGGAGCGUCCAAAUACGAUCAUUGAUCUUAAAGGAAAUAUCUUGAGUCCAGGCUUCAUUGACAUUCAGAUCAAUGGAGGCUUUGGUUUCGACUUCUCUGUUUACGAAGGCGACGACCAAACUUAUCGAGAUGGCUUGAAGUUGGUCGCAGAGAGAAUUGUUGAGACGGGUGUGACUGCCUUGGUCCCCACGAUUAUCACUCAAGAAAAGUCGUUUUACCCCAAGCUUCUUAACCUGCUUCGUCCGUGGUCACCUCCACACGCAGCGCACCUCCUCGGGUGGCAUGCCGAGGGGCCGUUCCUUCAGAUGUCCAAGCGAGGUGCCCAUCCGCCCGCGUUAAUCAUCCCUGCCUCAGAAGGCUUCAAAACCUUUGAGUCUAUUUAUAGUCCAGAGAACCUGGUCGAAGCGGAGGACUGGCUCAUGUCAGGCGACGACCACAACACUGUGGGUGUGCGCAUGAUAACAGCUGCACCCGAGGUCGAGGGCGUUAUGGAGGCUAUUAACGAAGCCAGUAAGCGUGGAAUCUGUUUCAAUAUCGGACACAGCAUGGCUACGACGGAUAUUGCAACUGCAGCAGUGCGGAAUGGUGCGAGAUGCAUCACACAUCUCUUCAACGCAAUGCCGCAACUUCACCAUCGCGAUCCAUCUAUCAUUGGUUUGCUCGGUGCUUCUCCUUAUCUAUCUCCUUCGUCUUCUUCAACUUUUUUGCCAUUCCCUUCCGCUAUUAUCAAUGCCCUCAAUGCCUCGAUGCCGUCGCUUCCAAUCGCUAAGGAGCCUCCAAUUGAUCACAUAUCAGAAGCAUUUGAUGAGAUUAAGACACCCCCUCAGACACCCAUGCUCCUUGCGGAACAAGCUCACAAGAAGUCUCGGCUUCCCACAGGCAAGUUCAUUGCGAGCUCCGGGUCUGCCGCUAUCGCCGCCAUUCCCCUGGAGAGUAGGCAAUCAAGUGAAAGUGAGCCAAAGCAAGAUGUGACGACUAUACCAUUCGAUCGACCAUUCUAUGAGAUUAUCGUGGAUGGGAUUCAUUCUCAUCCCAACUCCGUGAGACUGGCGUACAGUGCUCAUCCAGACGGGUGCAUCUUGAUUACCGAUGCCAUGAAGAUUCUCGACCCACACCUCAAGGAUGGCGUUCACGAUUGGCGCGAUGGUCGCCGAUUUUACAAGGAGGGUGAUGCACUUUACGUAGAAGGCACCACCACCCUUGCCGGAAGCGUGGUUACUCUCGACAAAUGUGUACGGAACUUCGUGUGCUAUACGGGCUGUUCCAUUGGUCAAGCUAUCAGAUGUGCAACCUACAACCCUGCAAGGUGCCUGAACAUUGAAAACAAGAAGGGUACUUUGCGUGCGGGUGCAGAUGCGGACCUGGUGGUACUUGAUCACCAGGGUAAUAUACUAAGCACGUGGGUGAAGGGCAAGAUGGUGUGGACGAGGAAGUAGUCGCAUCAUAUUUCCGAUGGCAGUCUGAGAUUCUGCCAUAGUUCUCGUCGACGUUUCACCCUAGGCUUGAGGCACACUCGAGUUACCCUAGACAAACUCCGGAUAUUGAUGGUGCCAUUGAGCAAUGUUAUGAUUAUGCUGUAAUUUUUGCCAGUUAGGCUUGGGACUGAGCUACGGUCC
This is a messenger RNA of Suillus clintonianus, 1936 nucleotides long. RefSeq names its product carbohydrate esterase family 9 protein. Gene Ontology annotation, molecular function: N-acetylglucosamine-6-phosphate deacetylase activity. Gene Ontology annotation, biological process: N-acetylglucosamine catabolic process. Bases 176 to 1756 code for a protein of 526 amino acids. The record is from RefSeq and is a predicted model, not a curated record. NCBI's taxonomy places the organism in Eukaryota, Fungi, Basidiomycota, Agaricomycetes, Boletales, Suillaceae. The transcript has 10 exons.